This is a messenger RNA of Salmo salar (Atlantic salmon), 2743 nucleotides long. NCBI's taxonomy places the organism in Eukaryota, Metazoa, Chordata, Actinopteri, Salmoniformes, Salmonidae. The record is from RefSeq and is a predicted model, not a curated record.
AUGGAGGACCAAAACGCAGCAGGUUUCGGGAUGUCCACUCCAGUGACGGUAGCAGGGAAGGUAUUCCUGAUCUUCUACGGUCUCCUCGGCUGCGCCGCCACCAUCUUGUUCUUUAACCUUUUCCUGGAACGCAUUAUCACCCUCCUGGCCGUGGUCAUGAAGGCCGUGAGGGAACGGCGCAUUCGGAACUCCGGCCUUCUCCCGCCGGGUAUCCGCCAUGACUUCUCAGCGUGUUCUUUCCCGGGGUGGAAGCCGUCGGUCUACCACGUCAUGUUGAUCCUGGGGCUAUCCGCCAUCAUCAUCUCCUGCUGCGCCUCGGCCAUGUACACUCCCGUGGAGGGAUGGGCCUACCUCGACUCACUCUACUUCUGCUUCGUCACAUUCAGUACCAUCGGCUUUGGGGACCUGGUGUCGAGCCAGAGAGCAGACUAUGAGUACCAGCCGCUGUAUCGUCUGGCCAAUUGCCUGUUCAUCCUUAUGGGCGUGUGUUGCAUCUACUCUCUGUUCAACGUCAUCUCCAUCGUCAUCAAACAGGUGCUCAACUGGAUGCUUCAGAACUUAUGCUGCCAGCGGUGUAAAACCAUUUCCAACUCUUUCCCAUUGGGUCGCCGCAACGCCAUCCGGCCUGGUUCGAGAAUCCGUAAAGGUCGCUUCCGAAUCAAACGCACGCCGGACUCGGGGGAUUCGGGACCCUGCGAAAGCGACGUGGAGGGAGGAGGACGCAGACUCUCGGGAGAGAUGAUUUCAAUGAAGGACCUGACGGCCUCAAAUAAGGUCUCACUGGCACUCAUGCAGAAGCAGUUAUCAGAGUCCGCUAACGGUUAUCCAAGAACGGUGUGUGGGGGCUCGAGACAUAACGGGUUCUCUGGAGGAGUGGGUGCUCUGGGGAUCAUGAACAACAGGCUGGCAGAGACCAGCAACUCCAGGUAGAACUGAGCAGUGUUUCUCGACUUCUAGUCUGUGGACAGGCACUGGUCUGUGGGCUGGGACUUUCAGUCCGAGAGAUGAGUAGCUGACUUAAUUUAAGCGCUCCCUCAAGGAGUAAAGACCAUAGACUGCUUGUCUUAAUGAAAAGGUUGAGACACACUGGAGAGAACCCUGCAGGAGAAUGUGCUUAAGAAGACAUCCUGAUGGAGAGAAACAGAGUCGCUUUAAGAUUCUGCAAGGUUUCAUGUGAUGAACUGUACUUGCUAUCACUCUUGUCAUGCUUGAUUAUGUCUGGUUCUUCGUUGGAAGAGCAUGAUGAUAUGCAUGACAUUUUUGGGGAUGGAAUCAACAUCCUGUGAUGAUUGAGGGUGAUGAUGAUGAUGAUGAUGAUGAUGGACAGUUGUAAUGAUACUGUGGGAAGGAAAGUAACCUUCUUGUAACUGAACUUUGGAAGGUUAAAACACUUGAGGAUGCCAUGAGGCUAUGACCUUACAUUUUUCUCUCUGACUCAAAGCAACCGGAGAACAUUUUCACUGAUAUAGCAGUGGUAUUCUUCAGAAUAAUUAGUUAGUAGAUCUCUGAGGCUGUAUGUAUCAUGCGUCUUAGAUAAGAUACAGAGAGAGAGAAAGCGAGAUAGAGUAGGAGUGCUGAUCUAGGAUCUGAGACUUGAUACAUUUUGACUUCUACAGUGUACUAUACUGGAAGAGGCAACUCUGUGUGAUCAUCAUUAGGCUACAUCAUUAUCGCUUCUGAGCUUUUUCAAUAAGUAUGGCAUUUAUAAGUAGAUUUGAAUGUAAAGGUUGAGUUGGUACUGUAGCUGUCAUUUCUGUAUGGUAUAACUAUGCAUUCCAUGUCUCAUGGUGAAGAACAAUAGAAACUCAUCUACAUAUCAGAUCCACUUACAGACCUGUCCUGAAGUAUGGAAGCUAAAUCACAGAGAGACUAACCUUACAGACCUGUCCUGAAGUAUGGAAGCUGAACCCUAGAGAGAAUAACCUUACAGACCUGUCCUGAAGUAUGGAAGCUGAACCCUAGAGAGAAUAACCUUACAGACCUGUCCUGAAGUAUGGAAGCUGAACCAUAGAGAGAAUAACCGUAGGGAUGGCAAACCUAGUCUCAACUAUGUGAAUAGAAUGACUUGAAUGGAGAGUCAAGCCAUUCAUGUCAAUGUUCUGUGAUGGGUGGGCCGGCGACCAUAUUGAUUGUACCCAUGCGAGGAAGUACAAGCAAGAAACCAUUAUAUUUCUAUGGUCUCAACCAAUCAUCUUGAUACUAGUCUAAUCUUAAACUCAGGUGACUGAUUCUGUUGGGGAAGAGGAGACAGGUUCAGCACGUCCCUAAUCGCCCCGCAACCCUUCCUUCUGGCCCUAGCGCUUUGAUGUUUAACAAUCUGUAAGGUAGAAGCAAUAUGGUGGAAGCUCCAACACUUCACUGCUGAUACCUAUCCAAACCCUUCAGAUCUGCCAAUUUAGGGCCAAGGGGAAGGGUAAAACAAAUAAUUCAGACUGGCUGGUGUUUUCGUAUGGGGUUCAUGCUACUGCUGUACUGUGAUGUAGCCUACAGACCAGCUCUGUUAUGUCAGUCAAUUCAGUGAGCUCCUAGUAAGAUAUUCCGCAACUGAGCCUGAGUGCAGGUCUUCAAACAGUCAUUUCCUAUUUCUCAAGAUGGAUGAGUGCAGCGAGGAGAGGGGAGGUAGGGAGCUCAGAUCAUGUUUCAGGUCAAAGAGUAUUCUACUUACUUUAUGGAUGUCUGCAGGCUAGAACUCCUCUCCUCCUCCUGUUCCCCUCUUCCCCUCUCCUUUCCUCUUCUUCUCCUG